GUAAACACACGCCUCUCUGCGUUGCUCACUCGGCAUCUCGAGAUGCUCCGCGCUGAAUCUGUCAACUGCUGGCGCGGUAUGGCGUGAGCGUGUACACGCUCAAACAGAACUCGUGCUCCUGCAAGCCAAGAGGAAGGACCGUGCCAGUGGCGGUGGCAGUUUAAAACCAGCGGAGCUGAGAGGAUUUGCCCAUUUCCCAGACAGACCUCAGCGUGGUCAGUUAUGUCCCAGGGAGUCUACAUCUCUAAGCGCGUGGCUGUGGCCACAGUGACGGUCACAGUUAUUGCUCUUGUCUCUGUGAUCGCCAUGGUCAUAUACCACCGUGUAAGAACUGAAGAAUGCCCGCCUUCACCGCUGCCGACGGUUGUGACCCCCACCUCAGUCCCAACCAAGCCACCAACUAAUAUUUGGCUGCCCGGCAACCUGGUUCCGGAAAGCUACAGGAUUUACCUGCAGACUCACCUGCAAACAAGGGACAUCGGCAUCCAUAACCAAAACCUCAACUUCUCAGGAAACUCCACAGUGAAAUUCCUGUGUGUGGAAGCAACUGACUGGAUCGUCAUUCACAGCAAAGAUCUUUCUGUAACUGUGAAAGGAGUACGAGAUGGACGCGGGAGAGCUGUGCCUGUUAAAGGCUUCCAGGAGCAGAAUGACACUGAUACCAUACAAAUAGAGCUUUCUGACACCUUGAGAGUUGGCAGGAUGUAUUACCUUACCACUGAGUUUGAGGGAGUAUAUCACAACUCGAGUGGCAUGUUCAUGAGGGGUUACAAAGAAAAUGGCACUGAAGAAAGAUAUGUUGUAGCUAGCCACAUGGAGCCCACAGAUGCAAGAAGAGUCUUUCCCUGUUUUGAUGAACCAGCCAUGAAAGCUGUGUUUACUGUCAGUAUAAUUCACAGGAAAGGCACAAUAGCUUUAAGCAACAUGGCUCAAAAAGACCAAGUGGAAAAGGAAAUUGAUGGAGAGGCAUGGUUAAUCACUGAGUUUUAUCCCACCGUAAAAAUGUCAACUUACCUCAUUGCUUUCGUAGUGUCAAACUUUGAGUAUAAAGAGACCAACUAUGGGAGGUAUACAUUAAAGACAUGGGCCCGGCCUGAGGCUAUAGCUGGUGGAUUUGUGAACUAUGCACACAGUAUUGCGGGGGAUAUCAUUGACUUUUUUGAAGAGUUUUGUGGCAUAGAGUAUCCCUUGAAUAAAAUUGAUCAGAUUGCUGUGCCAAAACUUAAAGUGGGCGGCAUGGAAAACUGGGGUUUGAUAGUCUAUGAAGAGGAAACGUUUCUGUAUGAUGCACGGCUCUCCACCACAUUACAUAAAGAGCUGCUUGCUUCAGUGGUUGCUCAUGAACUCGCCCAUCAGUGGUUUGGAAACCUGGUCACUAUGUCAUGGUGGAAUGAAGUCUGGCUGAAGGAAGGGUUUUCUACAUUCCUGUCAUACCUUGCCUUGGACAAAGUUGAGCCCACCUGGAAUACUAAAGACCUGAUCGUUGUCCAUGAAAUCCAGGGUAUGCUUCAUUUGGAUUCUGAAGAUAUUUUCCACCCCCUCUCCCUCGGCGAAGAGGACAUACAGUCUGUCUCUGACAUCACCGAUCUUUAUGGCUCCAUUGUCUACAACAAGGGAGCUGCUGUGCUCAGAAUGCUGGCUGACUUGUUGUCGAUGAGCGUCUUUGAAAAGGGUGUUCAGUCAUACCUGAAGGCUUUCCAAUAUAAGAGUGCUUAUUCUGAAGACCUCUGGAUUCACUUUCAGAAGGCAGUAAAUGACAGUGGCGGGAACAUUGCCGUGGCGGAAGUCAUGACGACAUGGACAGACCAGUCGGGGUACCCUGUGGUAACCAUCGACACCAAGUCUGGAGAGGUCUCCCAGAAGCACUUCCUUCUGCACCAAGAGUCAGAAUACAACCUUACCUGGCAAGUUCCAAUAAAGCUGAUGAAGUCUGGUUCAGGAGACAUUACAUUUGACUUAUUGACUGUUCUUGGACCAGUGUCAAAGCCAUUGUACCAGGCAGAUGCAAAUGAGUGGAUUCUCGCCAAUAUCAAUCAAACUGGAUAUUACAGAGUUAACUACGAUCCAGAGAACUGGGAGAAACUCCUUCAACAGUUGGAAACAGAUCACCGGAAAAUACCAGUCAUCACCAGAGGCCAGUUAAUUGAUGAUGCAUUUUCUCUGGCCAGAGCCAAACAUGUCAACAUCACACUGGCCUUGAGGACCACCAAGUACCUGCUGAAUGAUACAGAGUACAUCCCAUGGUCGUCUGCCCUGACAAACCUGCAGUAUGUAGUCUCCAUGUUUGAUCGCUCUGAAGUCUAUGGCCCAGUUAAGGCAUACUUAAGGAAGCUGGUUGGUCCUCUUUAUGACCACUUUGAAAGCUUCACAAUGAACUCGACCAUCCCGGACAGCCACAGCGCCCAGUAUACCCACAAUUAUGCCGCUAAAUUUGCUUGUGCCAGUGACCUUCAGAAGUGCCGAAAUAUGGCAAUCGGUCUCUUUGACCGGUGGAGAAGAGACCCGGCCACAAAUCCCAUACACUCAAACCUGAAGCUCACUGUCUACUGCAGUGCCGUAGCUGCAGGAGGGGAGGAGGAGUGGGACUUUGUCUGGAAAAUGUUUCAAAAGGCCCCCAUAAUGCUUGAGAAACACUGGCUGAGACUCGCCCUCGCCUGCACCAAGGAUGUCUGGAUCCUCAACAGAUACCUCGAAUACAGCCUGGACGCGGACAAAAUCAGCCCGGAGGACUGCGUUUCCACCAUCAACGCCGUCGCCAAAAACGUGGUAGGGCAGCCCCUGGCCUGGAACUUUGUCCGAUCCCGGUGGUCUGACAUAAGCCAAAAGUCCCAGGAAAUGAUUUCACAAGACGAACUAAUUGAAGGGGUGACUGAGAGAUUCUCCACCGCAUUUGAGCUAGAGCAGCUGUGGAUGUUUCACGAGGAGCACCUCAACGACCUCUCCAUUUCCGGGAAGCGGGCUUUGACUGAUGCCUUAGAGAGGACACAGAAGAACAUGGAGUGGGUGACAGAAAAUAAGCGAACUUUGCUUGAGUGGUUCCGAAGAGAGGUUUCACAGGAAAGCAAUAGCUAACACCAUCCCAGUCUCGAUGAGAAACAGAUGCUGUGAGUGAGGUGCUGGAACACUCAGAACAACAAACAGUGUUGUACAUUCUCACACUUGAUUCUACAUAUCAUUCUGUACAGCGCAAUCUGUCUUGUGAAAAAGAAAAUGUCAGCAAGUCUAAAAUUAAAAAGCGCUGAACCCAAAUUUUCACACUUUCUCAGACUUUGCAAUUAAUGGUCAGUGGAUAUACAUGCACUAAGGAAAUUUAAUACAUUUGAAGGGCAACU
Megalops cyprinoides (Indo-Pacific tarpon) is the source of this 3332-nucleotide messenger RNA. RefSeq names its product aminopeptidase Ey-like. The coding region runs from base 223 to 3072 and encodes 949 amino acids. Gene Ontology annotation, molecular function: metalloaminopeptidase activity; zinc ion binding; peptide binding. Gene Ontology annotation, biological process: proteolysis; peptide catabolic process. NCBI's taxonomy places the organism in Eukaryota, Metazoa, Chordata, Actinopteri, Elopiformes, Megalopidae. The record is from RefSeq and is a predicted model, not a curated record. The transcript is spliced from 20 exons. Gene Ontology annotation, cellular component: cytoplasm.